AUGCCUCGCAAACCUAUCCCCUUCCCUCCAUCCCUCGCGAACGGUUUAGGGAGCAGCACGAUAUCCACGUCCAAUAAGUCUGAGAAAUAUGCUGCAAAUGUUCAUGAUACGGAUUAUCGGCAGUCCUUGGGUUUCCGGAACAUUUAUAUCCGUCGCAAUGAUCCCCCGGUAAAACUGAUACAGCGAGCAAACAGAAUAAUUUCCCGUUCACGAGCAUCUCCGGAAAUGGAUGACGAUACAGCUCAACAGCUGGUAGUCAAAGCACGCAAGGCUGAGAAUGAGAGUGAAGAUGUCAUUAUCCAACAAUUAGUCCCUGGUAUCAUUCCUGCUAUGAGUAUGGUUCCCGAUUCAAGAUUAAUAUCGAAUGUUAAUCAAACGUGGUUCAAUUCUGUCCCCGUCCCAGUGGACCGAGACCUCCUAACCAACCCGCUCCCCUUACCUAAACCGAAACCUGAUGUCGCAUUUGGAUAUUCUGAGACAGCCUUCAAUCAUAAACAGCUUAGGACAAUUGAACUUCUUGUCGACCAGUUCGGCCGAAGCUACGCCGCCCCGGACCAGAAAGUUCGAUUUCCGUUUCUGGAGAUCGAAUUCAAAUCACAGGUCAAGAAUGGAACUCACUAUAUCGCAACAAAUCAAGCCGCUGGUGCUGGCGCUGUCGCCUUAAACGGCAACAUAGAACUGAUACAACGCAGCUUCGGAAUGGAAAACUUCGAUUACGACGAGCCACAAUAUUUCUCCAUCAGUAUGGACCAUCAACUAGUUUGUGUUAACGUACACUGGCUAAAAGCUCCGGCUGAAGGAGGGCAACAUAGCUUUCAUGUCGAAGGACUGUCACAACAUCUCUUGAACGACGCCAAUGGCAUACGAGCAGUUUCCCGAGCCAUUAAGAACAUCCUUGACUACGGUGCGGAUACACGGCUACGGACACUUCGUAGCGCACUGGAUGCAUAUCGGGAGACGGUCAUCCACAACAGGGAAGUAGCAAAUUCUCAGAGGAAGCAGGGAGACGAGUUUCUACCCAAACCACAAACUCCACCGCCGACGAGGGGAACCAUGCCACCACCUGAAGAUCAAGUGGAAGGUGGCGAAUCAUACGAGAGGGAAGACACAAUUAGCCGGCCAUCAGAUAAGCCAGUCGAGCCUUUACAAACCGAUCAGCAGUUACGGCGCGCACAGACAACAGCGCUUCGACAAGAGCAAAGUCAGGUGGAUGUGUUCUCCAAACCAGACGUGCCUCGUCCAGACGAACUUCGAGACUGA
Messenger RNA from Rhinocladiella mackenziei CBS 650.93, 1260 nucleotides. RefSeq lists its product as uncharacterized. The record is from RefSeq and is a predicted model, not a curated record. Bases 1 to 1260 code for a protein of 419 amino acids. The transcript has a single exon. NCBI's taxonomy places the organism in Eukaryota, Fungi, Ascomycota, Eurotiomycetes, Chaetothyriales, Herpotrichiellaceae.